Molecule: messenger RNA, 2582 nt
Organism: Cydia strobilella
Lineage: Eukaryota; Metazoa; Arthropoda; Insecta; Lepidoptera; Tortricidae
Gene: NimA
Product: mucin-5AC-like
Exons: 7
Coding region: 56-2431 (791 amino acids)
Molecular function (GO): protein binding
Source: RefSeq, a predicted model, not a curated record
AGCAACUCGGACGUUAGAGACUCAGAUAUGGUGCGUGGUGGCGGUGAUAGUGACGAUGCUUAUGGUGGAGGUGGUGGGGCUGAACGGGGACCAUGUCUGCAUGGUGCAGCAAAAAUACAACAUCACGAAGCGGGUGAAGUACCGCGCGCCGAUGUCCGUGCGCACAUACGAGUGGUGUUUCUCCAUGCCGCCACGAUGCUCCAAAUGGAGCACAGAAAUGCGGGAUCUUACUAGACUAGAGACUGAGGAGCGAACAGCGGAGGUGGCGGUGUGCUGCCCCGGUUACAAGAUGAGGGAUGUAUCCUGUGUGCCGGUGUGUCCGCCGGGGAGGACCGGAAACGGAUGCUCUGAGGACUGUCCAAAAAGCAAAUGGGGUCCAAAUUGCGUGAAUGAAUGCAAAACAUGUACAGAGCAUGGCACCUGUUCGGCAGUGACAGGAGAAUGUCGGUGCCAGGAUGGAUGGCAAGGUGAGAGAUGUGAAGUAAGACUUAGCUCUCCUGCAACGAUAGAAGAACUUUCAGUUACCAAACCAGUUACCAUACCUACCUCAAGAGCUGAUGAAAGAACUACUAUGACUAGUACUACUGGGACUACCACUACAACAACACCAAUUACUACAACAGUGAGAAUUCCAAUCACUGCAGCUCCAACGAAAACAACGUUACCUACAACUCCUAAACCUACUACAACAACAACUACUACUAUUCCUACUACUACAACUAUGAGACCUAUUGCAACUACUUUAUUGACUAGCGCUGCAACAUCUACAGUAGAAACCACCAUACAGUCGUCUAAGAUUGCUACCGUAGAAUCUAAAAUACCAAAUCAAGAACCAACUACAACUAAAUAUACAAAUUGGAAUAACGUGACUUUGACUACACCCUGGAUUUUAUCUACUAACAAAUCUAUAGCUCCAACGAAGAUGUCGUUUACCACGGUUAGUCCAAUUUUCAUUAAACCAAGUUUUGCUACAAAGAGUAUUGAAACUACUACAGCUUCUACUAAAGGAACGACUGUUAGAAAAUCAUUGCCAACAACCGAGUUUUUAGAAUUACCAUCACAAUCAACUAAAACAUUUGAAAUGUCAACAAUGACUUUGAGAACUGCUAAACCGAACUUAAUAACGGAGCCAACAAUUAAAGAAGCUACAAGAAGACCAGAAACAACUAUCAAAAUGUAUCCGACAACAAUCAAGUUUAAACCAAAAGAAAUUUGGAUAAGACCAGCACAAAAAGGUGAAUUACUAGUUGAAACGAAAAUCAAACCAAUUUCGGAACCUCCAAAACAUAAAAAUGUAACGAAAAAGGAGACUACGAUAAAUACUACACCGAGAACUAUAAUGGUUUCAAUAAUACCAACGUCUUUGUCUUACGCUACGUUCAAAAAGAUAGCUCUGACUACUGCAUCAUACUUUACAUAUAAAAACGUAACUGGGAAAUCAACAGAAAUGUUUACAAGGUCGAUGUCAUCAACACCCGCACCUGUCAGACCAUCCAGCACAUCGACACCCUUUCAAAAUACCACUAAAUCACACUUUACAGAAGACUCAAAGAAUGCCACUAACAGCAUGCGCACGUCCGCUAAACCUUUAACUAUCUCUUCAACUAAUACAAAAUUAAGACGGAUCAAUAGAACUUCUACUAAAACUUUGGAAACAGUGACAGAGAUUAUAGUUAAAAGAAACAAUACUGUAUUUCAAGCUAAAGAUAACGUUACUAAAAUAACAGCAACAGCAAAACCUGAUGAAGAGUUUCAUAUUUUGACAGAACCGGAGCAUAUAACAGCUGUAAUGGACAAACCUGAUCGAUCAUCAGUAGACUUGAUAUCGGUGAUCAGCAUAGCUGGAGGGGUGAUGAUGACUGUGAUCACCGUGGCUGUGGUGAUCGUGAUGUUGGACAGGUGCAAGCGGCCGAGGUAUGAGGAUAAGAUGAACAGCAUCAAGAUGCAAGUGAUGAUUGAUAAUAAUGACGGGCCGCCGCCGUAUGUGAGGAAUAUCUUUAAUACGCCGUUACCUGAACCACCAAGAACAGAAAAAUGCCAUUACCAGCCAAUAUCAACUUUGGACAGGAACUUGAAACAAUUUAUGAGGCCAGUGGUUGUUCAAACAAUUUCUCCUAUGAUGUUGGAAAACUUUAGAGGAAUUUUAGAAUGCCAUUACGACCACUUGCCAAGAAGAAGCGUGGAAUAUCCAACAUUACAGGCGCGUUGUUCUGUGGCGCCAUCUCUGAGCGGUUGUGACGAACUACGUCAACAGCGACCCGACUCGCUAGCUGAGUCCGCUAUAGAAGCGCUCAAAUGUGAAGCUAAGUUAGAUGUAAUUGAUAACACCACAUCUGAACCUCUGUAUGCUGAAAUACCAUGUUGGAGACCACCUUCAGAACACGCAAUUGAGGUCGUCAAUUUGAACGGCGAAGCUGUGACAGAAUUAUGACUUAAGAGUUACCAAGCAUAGAAGCUAGUUUCACUACUGGCCGAUAGAUGGUGCAAAACAUAAAAUUUAAGCAUCCCAAAGAUUUUAUUUAAGACGGUUUUUGAAAUAAUUAAUUAAUUUGUAUGUGGUUGUUUUGUGAAAAGUAAAUGCG